CAAUUCCAUCAAUCUUCAGCAACCAAGUUACUCUACACAUACAUCUUCAAUUUUGUUCAAACAGUAAAGAAAAUCAACCAUGAAGAGCCUUUGCUUCUCAAUGAUCUUGAUCCUCUCUCUUCUCUUUGCUGUUGCUCAUUUGAGCAAUGCAGCAGCCCCAGAUUGUGGCACAGUUGCCGCGAAGGCUGCAGCUUGUGUGUCAUUUGCUCGAGGUAAGGACACAAAGCCAGCUGCUGCAUGCUGCACUGGGCUGCAACAGCUUGCUCAGACUGUCAAGAACGUUAAUGAUAAGAAGGCUAUCUGCAGAUGCCUCAAGACAGGUGUCAAGAGCUUCCCUGGUGUUCAGGACAAGUACUUGAGCAAAAUCCCUGCUGCUUGCCGCAUCAAUGUUGGCUUCCCUGUCUCCAUGAACACCAACUGUGAGGCGAUCCACUGAGAUGCUUUGGAAAUUUGAAGCAUGGAUUGGCAAUUUGUCAAUCAUAGGGAGUAAGAUUUGAAUAAAACACUUGUACUGAGGACCCUUGGAUUGGGGCCUUUCUGAUGUACCAUUUGGUUGUUUUAGUAACUCAAUUUUCUUGAGCAUCAUAAUUCCACAUUUUCUUUACUUCUGGAUCAACCUUCCAUUCAGUGUGUUUAAAUUUGAGAUGCUUUGGAAAUUUGAAGCAUGGAUUGGCAAUUUGUCAAUCAUAGGGAGUAAGAUUUGAAUAAAACACUUGUACUGAGGACCCUUGGAUUGGGGCCUUUCUGAUGUACCAUUUGGUUGUUUUAGUAACUCAAUUUUCUUGAGCAUCAUAA
Molecule: messenger RNA, 795 nt
Organism: Coffea arabica (coffee)
Lineage: Eukaryota; Viridiplantae; Streptophyta; Magnoliopsida; Gentianales; Rubiaceae
Product: non-specific lipid-transfer protein C, cotyledon-specific isoform
Biological process (GO): lipid transport
Molecular function (GO): lipid binding
Source: RefSeq, a predicted model, not a curated record